UUUUCAUAUUUAAAAAAUUAAACAGGAAAGGAAAGAGACACAUAAAUAUAUCUUUAUCUGCUGUGACCAUCAUAUCUUUUCCAUGAUUUGGAAUUGUAAUUUUAACAUUAUCUUCUUCAUCUUCCAUUUCAAUAUAAAACAUCAGGUCGCCAUUGUCAAAUUUCCACAGCUUCGAGUCAUUAGUGUUGGCUUACUCGUCUCGAUACACUCUCUCAAAUUCAAUUGAUUAUGCCUCCUCAUGUCUUAAUUUUCCCAUUGUCAAUGCAAGGCCCUUUAAAUUGUAUGCUCAAAUUAGCAGAGCUACUCUGUCUCUCCGGCAUCUCCGUCACUGUCCUCAACACCGACCACAUCCAACGCUCUCUCAUUCGUCAUACCGAUGUCUUGUCCCGAUUCAGCCGCUACACUAAUUUUCGAUUUGAGACUAUCUCCGACGGACUCCCCGACGAUCAUCCUCGUUCCGGCGAGCGGUUUCUGGAGAUAUUGGAAGGAUUCAGAACUGUGACGGAGCCGGUUUUCAGAGAGAUGAUGGUUUCUGGAUGCUUCAGUUCCAAAUCCGGUUUUCCGGUGACGGUUAUCAUACCUGAUGGAUCCUUUUCGUUUGCACUUGAUGUGGCUGAAGAGAUUGAGAUUCCUUUGAUUUAUUUUGAAACUGUUAGUCCUUGCGCUCUUUGGACUUAUUUGUGCCUCCCUAAACUGAUCCAAGCCGGCGAGGUUCCUUUCAACGGUAAUGAUUUGGAUAUGCCAGUCAAAAGCGUUCCAGGCACAGAAACGUUUCUCCGGCGUCGUGAUCUACCAUCCUUUUAUCGCUGCGAUGACCUUGUCAAUCCUGUCAUACACAUCAUCAUGAACGAAGCUCAACAUGUUCCUCGAGCUCAAGGUCUAAUUAUCAAUACAUUCGAAGCCCUAGACGCACCCAUACUCGUUCACAUGCGCAAUCUCUGCCCAAAUAUUUACUCCAUAGGCCCAUUACAUACCUUGCUCAAAUCACGUCUCCAAAUCGCACACAAAUCCAACGUUUCAAACAGUUUAUGGGAAGAAAACAGAGCUUGUCUCUCAUGGCUCGACACACAACCGGAAAAAUCAGUUGUUUAUGUUAGUAUCGGAAGCAUGGCAACAAUGACGGUGGACCAAUUCUUUGAAAUCUGGCAUGGAUUAGUGAACAGUGGACAGCCUUUCUUGUGGGUUAAACGUCCAGGGUCGGUUGUUGGAGAGUAUGAUGAUGGUGAAGUUUCGAAACAUCUCAUGGAUGAAACUAAAGAAAGGGGGUUCAUGGCGACAUGGGUUCCACAGGAGGAGGUCUUAGCCCAUUCAGCGAUUGGUGUUUUUCUAACACAUAGUGGGUGGAAUUCUACGAUGGAGAGUAUAGUGGAGAGGGUGCCCAUGAUUUGUUGGCCACAUAAUGUCGAUCAACAAGUAAAUAGCCGAUUUGUCAGUGAGGUGUGGAAGAUUGGAAUAGAUAUAAAAGAUUCAUGUGAUAGAGUUAUAAUUGAGAAAGCAGUGAAAGACGUUAUUUUUCAGAGAAAAAACGAGUUUAUUUCAUCAGUAAAAGCGAUGGCAGAAUACAGUGUUCAAAGUGUUGCAGAAGGUGGAUCUUCGUAUAUGAAUUUAAUUAAGCUGGUUGAAGACAUUAAAUCAAUGGGCAAUAAAGCAUUGUAAUCUAAAUAAAUAUAGUCAAAGAAAAAUACUAGUUUAUAUGUAGUUUACUAUAUUUGAAGAAUAUUUAACAGAAAUUGAUGAGGAA
Lactuca sativa (garden lettuce) is the source of this 1741-nucleotide messenger RNA. Its product is annotated as 7-deoxyloganetic acid glucosyl transferase. Lineage: Eukaryota; Viridiplantae; Streptophyta; Magnoliopsida; Asterales; Asteraceae. The record is from RefSeq and is a predicted model, not a curated record. Gene Ontology annotation, molecular function: quercetin 7-O-glucosyltransferase activity; quercetin 3-O-glucosyltransferase activity.